GGUUUCCAGAGGGUGGCUUUGCAAAGGGGCGGGUUCAAGCGGUGAGAGAUCCUCUCCCUGGACGAGGAGUAGCCUCAGAUCGAAGGUGACAUCGUGUCGGUGACGAAGUGUUAUUUCUGCAAUCCGUGCUCGCUAUUUUUUUUUUUUAAUUAAUAAACAAAGUGUCCCUCUAAGCUUGCUCGCCGCUGGACAGAACCCGGGAUAUGAGCUACACCGAACCGCUGUGGGAGAUCAAUGGAAAUCAAGCACCAGUGAUUACAGCGGACAUGUCGCAAUAUGUUAAUGGUGAACUAGGAAGCUACCCUAUGUGGGACAGUUCCGUUUUGUAUCAAGCACCACCUCCUUCGCAUACUCAUGUGAACGAGCACGGAUUGUACAGGCAGCCUUGUGCGUUACUACAUCAAAGUCGAUACACACCUAAUGGUAGGUCCCCUAAUCUUCCAUCUUCCACCACAAAGAAACCAAGACGUCGCGUGGCGACCGUUUCGCAAAGAAGAGCCGCGAAUAUCCGUGAAAGGCGUAGAAUGUUUAAUCUGAACGAAGCUUUUGACAAGUUACGUAGAAAAGUACCAACUUUUGCGUAUGAAAAACGGCUCUCGAGGAUCGAAACUUUACGUUUAGCGAUUACCUACAUCGCAUUUAUGGGAGAAUUGCUCGGAAUUGAGCCGAGUAGUCCGAAGCCAGAGUACAUCCCGAGGGAAUACUAUUUGCCAAAUUGAAUCCUCCAAAAAUGGGAGGGACCUAAGGGAGAAUCAAAUCAGCAAUCAGUUUCCGUUUUCUACAAAAAAAAAAAAAAAAUAUAUGAAUAUUUAAAUGAUUUAUUUCUGUUAACAAAAGCAACGAAAUCGUGAAUGGUUAUAUUUUGAAAAAAACUUUCCUUUUUCGUUGAUU
Molecule: messenger RNA, 891 nt
Organism: Osmia lignaria (orchard mason bee)
Lineage: Eukaryota; Metazoa; Arthropoda; Insecta; Hymenoptera; Megachilidae
Product: protein Fer3
Biological process (GO): regulation of transcription by RNA polymerase II; developmental process
Molecular function (GO): protein dimerization activity; DNA-binding transcription factor activity, RNA polymerase II-specific; RNA polymerase II transcription regulatory region sequence-specific DNA binding
Source: RefSeq, a predicted model, not a curated record